Molecule: messenger RNA, 4107 nt
Organism: Penicillium subrubescens
Lineage: Eukaryota; Fungi; Ascomycota; Eurotiomycetes; Eurotiales; Aspergillaceae
Gene: tcsC
Product: putative two-component osmosensing histidine kinase (Bos1)
Exons: 2
Coding region: 1-4107 (1368 amino acids)
Biological process (GO): cellular hyperosmotic response; phosphorylation; phosphorelay signal transduction system
Cellular component (GO): membrane
Molecular function (GO): phosphorelay sensor kinase activity
Source: RefSeq, a predicted model, not a curated record
AUGGCUGGCGCGGACGAGACUCUCGUGGCCGCGACGGCGGUGCUGCAGUCUCUCGCGAGAGACGAGCCCACCACGGGCUCUGCGUCCCCUCCCUUUGAUUUCGAAUUUCCCUCCACCAACGGUGCCAAAUCAUCCAAACUGCCCGGAGAACCCAGCCCAGCAAAGGUCGCCUUCGAAGCCGAGUUGGAGGCCUUGGUGCGCCGCGUGCACCACCUGGAAUUCCAAGCUGUCAGUCAUCACAAACUCCCCGACAAUCCCCAGCAGACCACCCCGUCUGCUAUCGGAUCCAACGAGAAGGACCCUGAUUUUUUGUGGACCUUCGGGCUCGAUCGCUUGUCGUCCGGUCAAGGUUCUGACUCUUCUUAUUGCCUCACACAGCAGCAAAAACUGAAUCAACCCGGUCGGCGACAGCGGACCCCAUCGGCCCCCGAAGAAAAAUCCCCUCGUCCACCCCAACAACCCGCCCCGAUAGGAGACCUUGACGAAGACGAUACCGACGAGGAGGAUGAGACCGGCGCAACACGGCUGGUGCGCGAAGAAGAUAUCAGCAUUCUCCGCAACCAUGUGCAAAAGCAAGCCGAGGAGAUUAGCUUCCAGAAGGAUAUGUUAGCGCAGGUUCGCGACGAGUUGCAGAAGCAGGAAGAGCACACCCGCCGGGCGCUCACCAAGGUCGAAAACGAGGAUGUUGUGCUGCUCGAACGCGAGCUCCGGAAGCACCAGCAGGCCAACGAGGCUUUCCAGAAAGCCUUGCGAGAAAUCGGUGGCAUCAUCACCCAAGUCGCCAAUGGUGACCUCUCGAUGAAGGUCCAAAUCCACCCCCUGGAGAUGGACCCGGAAAUUGCCACAUUCAAACGUACGAUCAACACCAUGAUGGACCAACUGCAAGUCUUUGGUAGUGAAGUGUCUCGAGUCGCCCGUGAAGUCGGAACGGAGGGUAUACUCGGUGGUCAAGCUCAAAUCACCGGUGUCCACGGUAUCUGGAAGGAACUCACGGAGAAUGUCAACAUCAUGGCCAAGAACCUGACGGAUCAGGUGCGAGAAAUCGCGGCUGUCACCACAGCUGUCGCCCACGGUGAUCUGAGUCAGAAGAUCGAAAGCCGCGCUCAGGGUGAAAUCUUGGAACUGCAACAGACGAUUAAUACCAUGGUGGAUCAACUUCGGACGUUUGCCACGGAAGUUACGCGAGUCGCCCGCGAUGUCGGUACGGAAGGUGUACUAGGAGGUCAAGCCCAAAUCGAAGGUGUCCAGGGAAUGUGGAACGAACUCACUGUCAAUGUCAACGCCAUGGCCAAUAAUCUUACCACGCAAGUGCGUGAUAUCGCCACUGUCACCAAGGCCGUCGCCAAGGGUGACCUAACCCAGAAGGUGCAAGCCAACUGCCGAGGAGAAAUCGCUGAGCUGAAGAACAUUAUCAAUUCCAUGGUGGACCAACUGCGACAGUUCGCCCAGGAAGUCACCAAGAUCGCCAAGGAGGUCGGUACCGAUGGUGUACUAGGUGGCCAGGCCACUGUGAAUGAUGUAGAAGGCACAUGGAAAGACCUUACCGAGAAUGUCAACCGCAUGGCCAACAACCUGACCACUCAGGUGCGUGAGAUUGCCGAUGUCACCACGGCUGUCGCCAAGGGUGAUUUGACCAAGAAGGUCACUGCCAACGUGCAGGGUGAAAUACUUGAUCUGAAGAGUACUAUCAACGGCAUGGUGGACCGUCUCAACACCUUUGCCUUUGAGGUCAGUAAGGUCGCUCGUGAGGUCGGUACCGAUGGUACCCUAGGUGGUCAAGCCAAGGUAGACAAUGUGGAAGGAAAGUGGAAGGAUCUCACCGAUAACGUCAACACCAUGGCGCAAAAUUUGACGUCGCAGGUGCGAAGUAUCUCAGAUGUGACGCAAGCUAUUGCCAAGGGUGAUCUUAGCAAGAAGAUUGAGGUGCACGCUCAGGGAGAGAUUUUGACCCUCAAGGUGACCAUCAAUCACAUGGUGGGGCGUUUGGCCAAGUUCGCGACAGAACUGAAGAAGGUCGCCCGUGAUGUGGGUGUCGAUGGAAAGAUGGGUGGUCAAGCAAACGUCGAAGGGAUCGCAGGGACUUGGAAGGAAAUCACAGAGGAUGUGAAUACCAUGGCCGAGAACUUAACAUCCCAAGUGCGUGCAUUCGGCGAAAUUACCGACGCCGCCACGGACGGUGAUUUCACCAAGCUCAUCACCGUCAACGCUUCCGGAGAAAUGGACGAACUGAAGCGCAAGAUCAAUAAGAUGGUUUCCAACCUAAGAGACAGUAUUCAGCGAAACACUGCCGCCAGGGAGGCUGCCGAGCUUGCCAAUCGCACCAAGUCCGAAUUCCUUGCCAACAUGUCCCACGAGAUCCGAACUCCCAUGAACGGUAUCAUUGGUAUGACCCAGCUUACACUGGAUACCGAUGAUCUGAAGCCGUACACCCGCGAGAUGUUGAACGUGGUGCACAACCUGGCAAACAGUUUGCUCACAAUCAUUGAUGAUAUACUCGAUAUCUCUAAGAUUGAAGCCAACCGGAUGGUCAUUGAAAGCAUUCCAUUCACCGUCCGCGGCACCGUGUUCAACGCGCUCAAGACUUUGGCUGUGAAGGCGAAUGAGAAGUUUUUGAGCCUCACUUACCAGGUCGACAACACGGUUCCCGACUAUGUCAUUGGUGAUCCGUUCCGUCUGCGCCAGAUCAUCCUCAACUUGGUUGGUAAUGCCAUCAAAUUUACCGAGCAUGGUGAGGUCAAGCUCACGAUCCGCAAGUCCGAUCGUGAGCAAUGCACCACCAACGAAUACGCCUUUGAGUUCUCCGUCUCCGACACCGGUAUCGGUAUCGAGGAGGACAAAUUGGACCUGAUCUUCGAUACCUUCCAGCAAGCCGAUGGCUCAACCACCCGCAGGUUCGGUGGUACCGGUCUCGGUCUGUCGAUCUCCAAACGUCUUGUGAACCUCAUGGGUGGUGACGUCUGGGUCACAUCGGAGUACGGACAUGGCAGUACCUUCCACUUCACUUGUGUCGUGAAGCUUGCCGACCAGUCUUUGAACGUCAUUGCUUCUCAGCUUCUGCCCUACCGGAACCACCGGGUUCUGUUCAUCGAUAAAGGUCAGAACGGCGCUCAAGCCACCAAUGUCAUGAAGAUGCUUAAGCAGAUCGAACUGGAGCCUUUGGUGGUGCGCAACGAAGAGCAUGUUCCGCCGCCUGAAAUUCAAGACCCUUCUGGAAAGGAGUCUGGUCAUGCAUACGAUGUCAUUAUUGUGGACUCUGUGGACACUGCUCGCAUCUUGCGAACAUUCGACGAGUUCAAGUACAUCCCCAUUGUUCUGGUUUGUCCUUUGGUCUGUGUCAGCUUGAAGUCUGCCUUGGAUCUGGGUAUCAGCUCGUACAUGACAACGCCUUGCCAGCCUAUUGAUAUGGGCAACGGUAUGCUUCCUGCCUUGGAAGGUCGGUCAACCCCGAUCACCACCGACAACUCUCGCUCGUUCGACAUUCUGCUGGCUGAGGACAACGAUGUCAACCAGCAACUUGCUAUGAAAAUACUCCAACGGCACAAUCACAACGUCUUUGUUGUUGGUAACGGUCUAGAGGCGGUGGAGGCUGUCAAGAAGCGCCGCUAUGAUGUGAUUCUGAUGGAUGUCCAGAUGCCCGUCAUGGGUGGUUUUGAGGCCACUGGCAAGAUCCGCGAGUACGAACGGGAGAGUGGCCUCCAACGAACUCCGAUCAUCGCGCUCACUGCACACGCCAUGCUGGGAGAUCGUGAGAAGUGUAUCCAGGCUCAAAUGGAUGAGUACCUGUCCAAGCCGCUCAAACAAAACCAGAUGAUGCAGACCAUCCUCAAGUGCGCAACGCUUGGUGGCUCGCUGCUGGAGAAGAGCAAGGAGUCUCGAAUUUCCAGCAGUGGAGAAAUGCAUCCCAUCCACUCAUCGGUUCCCGACAACCAAAAUCAGCAGCAGCGGUCACAAAAGCAACAAGGGUUGCCUUCGCCACCGCGGCCUAACAUGGAGACCCGUGCAAUCUCCACCACCGGCCCAAUAGGCCGUGGCAGUGUCGCCGAGCCUGAAGACAAGGAUGAAGAGAUGAUCGAUGAUCGGACCCUGCUGCGAUCCAACAGUACCUGA